AUGGCAAGGGUAUUAGAACACGUUGGACGAUUUAUCGGGCCUUUACCCGAAUUACAUCGUGACAGUUAUAGAUUAUCCCCAGCAAUUCGAAAAGAAAUAAUAAGACUAUACAGGAAUAAUUUUGGAAGUGCGAAAAGAAUCGCUAAACAUUUAAAUAUCCAUAAGGUAUCGGUUGUCCGCUGGAUUGAUCGUUACGAAGAAAGAAAAAAUUUAGAACCUAACUUUAAUGUUAAUGGUCAGCCUAGACAUACGACGGAAAACGAAGAUUUUUUAUUAGCUUGUUCAGCGGUUCUUAACAAUUUCAGCAAUUCUCGGGAUAUUGCGGCACAUGUCAGACUUGAUCAUUUAUCAAAGAAUUCCAUUACGAGGCGGCUGAACAACUGUGGGAUGAAUUCACGUAUUGCUGCAGUUAAGGACAUUCUAACCGAAGAACAUCGAGCAGCACGCUUACAUUUCGCAAGGCGAUACGUUCAUUACCUAUUAGAAUUUUGGCGAUGGGUAGUUUUCACGGAUGAAAAAUCAUGUUCGGCAAUUCACUAUGCACGGCAUACUAGAGAAUGGCUAGCUUUGCAUCCACAGCUCAUUGCCCUAGAUUGGCCGACGAAAGGUGCAGAUAUGAACCCGAUUGAAAAUAUUUGGGGUUAUCUCGUCUGCAAAUUAACGAAAUCUAGAACCGGAGACGGGUUGCCGUAUCACGCGCGUGAUGCCAACAACGCUAAUUUGUUAUUUGAAUUAGUGCGCAAUGAAUGGGAAAAACUUGCUGAUAACGAGAACAUUCUUCAACAUUUAAUUGAAAGUAUGCCAGAACGUCUUCAGAAGGUUAUUGAUGCUGAAGGUGGAUGGACAAGAUAUUAACAAAUAAGAAAAAAACA
Daphnia magna is the source of this 872-nucleotide messenger RNA. RefSeq lists its product as uncharacterized. NCBI's taxonomy places the organism in Eukaryota, Metazoa, Arthropoda, Branchiopoda, Diplostraca, Daphniidae. Gene Ontology annotation, molecular function: DNA binding. The transcript is spliced from 3 exons. Gene Ontology annotation, biological process: DNA transposition; DNA integration. The coding region runs from base 1 to 855 and encodes 284 amino acids. The record is from RefSeq and is a predicted model, not a curated record.